Molecule: messenger RNA, 567 nt
Organism: Acanthocheilonema viteae
Lineage: Eukaryota; Metazoa; Nematoda; Chromadorea; Rhabditida; Onchocercidae
Source: the annotation of a GenBank genome assembly
AUGAGAUUAAGUGAGGUCAUCUUUUUGCGUCGCAUCAUCAACAGCCCAUAUCAUCCAUUCUACGUCAAAAUUAAACCAGACAUAUGGCAGAGACGUGAACAACUAAGGAGAUUCGUUGCUUGGCAGUAUGGUUUCCAACGAACUACCGUGCGAAGGGGUUUACGGAAAUUGAAUAAAUUAUAUACAUAUCUGAAUAUGCAACGUGAAGACACUCCGAAAUUAGAAAAAUUUUAUGCAGAAGAAAGAGUGAAGGCAGCUUUAGCCGAGUAUCAUUUUGAUUAUGCACCUUUUCGGAAUAUGCUUGCAAAAGCACAUGUCCUGUUAGACAAUGUUGUCAUUUCGCAGCUUGCAGUCUACGAACCAGAAUCCUUCAAGAGUUUGGUUAUGUUGACAAAGCAAAUGGCACUCGAAGAUGGACGUCCAGUAGUCACGGAUGAAGAGCAGAGGAAUGUGCAUACUGAUCAGUCACUAUUUGGUACUCCCUUCGAACACUCCAAAGUAUUCCCUCGAGGAGUUGCAGAGAAUCAUCAGAAACCUCCAAGACUGCUCAAAAUUACAGAGUAUUGA